AUGGAUUAUGAUUCGAUUAUCUUCCGAGAAUUUACACAUGAAUCAAUUGAACGUAUAAAACAUUAUCGAGAAGAAGAAGCUGAACGUGUUGCUUGUCAACAAUUAGAAGAACAAUCAAUACAUAAAGAUAAUAAUGUUCAACGUCAUCGAAGAAAUAAAUUAUCAAAAGAUGAACAAAUUGAACAAAAACGAAUACCUAAUAAAGAUUUGGCUGUUGGACAAGAAUUACCAAGAAUUUUAAAACAUAAAUUUCCACAAGAACUUAUUGGAAAACCAAUUGAAGAAAUCGAUAAUUAUUAUCGAACGGAAAAUGUAUUUGUUGUUAUUAAUAAAAAUCAUACAAUAUUUCGAUUUAGUUCAACAUCAGCUUGUUUUCUAUUAUCUCCAUUUAAUUUAAUUCGACGUUUAGCUAUACAUAUAUUAACACAUUCUAUUUUUACUACAUUAGUUAUGCUUACAAUUAUAACUAAUUGUAUAUUUAUGACAUUUAAAAAUGUACCAGAAACAGUUGAAUAUGUAUUUACAGGAAUUUAUACAUUUGAAGCAUUAACUAAAUGUCUUGCACGAGGAUUUAUUCUUGAAAAAUAUACAUUUUUACGUGAUCCAUGGAAUUGGUUGGAUUUUACUGUAAUUACAAUUGCUUAUGUUGCAUUUUUUGUUAAUUUGGGAAAAGUUGCUGUACUAAGAACAUUUCGUGUAUUAAGAGCAUUAAAAACUGUUGCAGUUGUACCUGGUUUAAAAACAAUUGUUAGUUCAUUAAUCCAAUCAUUUAUGUCUUUAAGAGAUGUUGCUAUUUUAUCAGCUUUUAUUCUUUCCAUAUUUGCUUUGAUUGGAAUCCAACUUUAUAUGGGUGUUCUUCGACAAAAAUGUGUGCCUACUUAUGAAUCUUUUAUAAAUAAUUCGAAUUUGUCGUCAAAUAUUUCAUUUAAUAUCUCAUAUAAUUUCUAUUUAAAACAAAUGGAUAAUCAAACUUAUUGGUAUGAAAAAGAUGAUAUAUAUUUACUUUGUGGUAAUGCAAGUGGAAGUACAAAAUGUCCGAAUGGUUAUGUUUGCUGGAAAGAUCGAGGUGAAAGUCCAGAUUUUGGAUAUACAAGUUUUGAUAAUUAUGGUUGGGCAAUGCUUUCAUGUUUUCGAUUAAUGACACAAGAUUAUUGGGAAAAUCUUUAUCAAAUAGUUUUAUCAGCAGCUGGCCGUUAUCAUUUUUUCUAUUUUCUUUCUGUUAUAUUUUUUGGAUCAUUUUAUUUAGUAAAUUUAAUCUUAGCUAUUGUUUCUCGAUCUUAUCUUGAUCAACAAAGUAAAGAUGAAGCUGAAAAUGAAGAAAAUGAAAAACAUAAAACUGAAGAUGAACUUCAAUUAAAAAAUGAACAAGAUCAAAUAUGUUUAGAUAUUCAAAAUGAAAAUGAAAAUAAAAUUCAAUUAAAUUCAAUGGAAUUAUCAUCAUUAAUAUUUCAAAGUGGCAACGAGAAUGUAAAUUUAAUUUUAACAAAUGAAGAAAUAAACAAAUCUUCUUAUUUAUCUCAACAAAAUUCAAAUUUAACAUUAUAUCAUGUCGAACCUGCUUUGAUGACUGAAAUAUUAUCUUCUCAACAAUUACAUAGAACAAAUAUGAAUACAACAAAUACAUUUGGUCAAAGAUUAACUAAAACUCUAAAAAUGUAUUGUUGCGAAUGGACUUGUCAAUCAGAGAUAUUUAAAAAAUUUCAAAAUGUUGUUAGUUUUAUCAUAUUGGAUGCAUUUGUUGAUUUAUUUAUUACAAUAUGUAUAAUAUUAAAUACAUUAUGUAUGGCAGUUGAUCAUCCUGGUCAAAGUGAGAAAAUGACUCGUAUAUUAAUAACAAGCAAUUAUAUUUUUACAAGUAUAUUUACAUGUGAAUCAGUAUUAAAAAUCAUUGCAUUAACACCAAUAAAAUUUUUAAAAAAUCCUUGGAAUUCAUUUGAUUUAUUAAUUGUUACAGUUAGUCUUAUUGAAUUAGGUCUUUCAGGUAUAAAAGGUUUAAGUGUAUUACGUUCAUUUCGAUUAUUACGUGUAUUUAAAUUGGCAAAAUCUUGGCAAACAUUAAAUCGUCUUAUGACAAUUAUUGGAAGAUCAUUAGGAGCUUUAGCAAAUAUAACAUUAGUUCUUAGUAUAAUCGUAUUUAUUUUUGCUGUUAUGGGAAUGCAGUUAUUUGGUCAAAAAUAUUUGGAUAAAUUUGGUAAAGAUUUACCACGAUGGCAUUUUUAUGAUUUUUUUCAUGCAUUUAUGAUUGUAUUUCGUGUAUUAUGUGGUGAAUGGAUUGAAUCAAUGUGGAUAUGUCUUGAAUGUGCUGGAUGGCCAUGUAUUCCAUUUUUUCUAUUUACUUAUUUCAUUGGAAAUCUUGUCAUUUUAAAUUUAUUUUUGGCUCUUUUACUUGCAUCAUUUGGUUCAAAUGCGUUAAAUGACAAAGAUGAUGAUGAAAAUAAAAUUGCUGAAGCAAUUGAGAGAAUUCAACGAUUUUAUCAUUUUAUUAAACAAUUUCUUUCUCAUUCAUUUCAUCGAAAAAAACAACGAGAGCAAAAGAUUAAUACUAUCAAUGAAAUCGAUGAUAAUUCUCUUUGUGGUAGACAAGAUUUAGCUGGUAAUCUUCCUUUAUUAACAUCAUAUAAAUUAGAAGAAUUGAAUGAUUUAACUACUGAUCUAUCAAUAAGACAAGAAGAUAUUGAAAUGGAACAAUUAAAUAAUAAUAAUUGUGAAACAUCUCGUCCAACACAUGAAAUUGUUAAUGUUCCAUCAGAUUGUUGUCCAAUAAUAAUAUCAAAACAAUUUUCUUAUUGUAAUAAAUGUAUUCCAAAAUUAAUUGUAAAACAAUGGUUAUAUAUUCGUCAUUUAUCUUAUUGUCUUGUUGAACAUCGUUAUUUUGAAUUAUUUAUUAUUUUUAUGAUAUUAAUUAGUUGUACAACUUUAGCUUUAGAAGAUAUUCAUACACGAGAAGAUCCAUUAUUUUCGAAAGUUUUAUUAAUAUUUGAUAAGAUCUUUACAAUAGUCUUUACAUUUGAAUUAAUAAUAAAAUGGUUUGCAUAUGGAAUACGAGAUUAUUUUAAAACUGGUUGGAAUCGAUUAGAUUUUUUUAUUGUUUUUAUAAGUAUUUUUGGAAAUCUUCUUGAUUGGUUUGAUAUAGCAAAUAUUCCUGCAUUUAAAUCAAUGAGAACAUUAAGAGCUUUACGUCCAUUAAGAAUAUUAUCAAGAUUUGAAGCAAUUAAAAUUGUUGUUGAUGCAUUAUUUGGUGCAAUUCCAGCAAUAUUUAAUGUUUUACUUGUUUGUCUUAUAUUUUGGUUAAUAUUUUCAAUAAUGGGUGUACAAUUAUUUGGUGGAAAAUUUUUUAAAUGUGUUUAUUUUAAUACACAUCAACGUGUUAAUUUAACGGAAAAUAUAACAAAUAAAAUUGAUUGUUUAAAUAAAAAUUUUACAUGGGAAAAUUCAAGAAUUAAUUUUGAUAAUGUUCUUAUUGGUUAUUUAGCUUUAUUUCAAGUUGCAACUUUCAAAGGUUGGACUGAAAUAAUGGCUGAUGCAACUGAUGCCAAAGAAUUACAAGGUGGUGCCAUUGAAAUGUUUAUGACAGAAGAUCAAAAAAAAUAUUAUAAUGCUAUGAAAAAAUUGGGUAAUAAAAAACCAACAAAAGCAUUACCAAGACCAAGAUUUGCUUUUGGCCGAUUUCUAUUUGAUGUAACAACAAAUCAAAAAUUUGAUAUCUUUAUAAUGAUUUGUAUUUUUCUUAAUAUGGUUUCUAUGUGUCUUGAACAUUAUAAUCAAAGUCAAACUUUUACUCGCAUUCUUGGAUAUUUUAAUCAUUCUUUUGUUAUAUUAUUUACAAUUGAAUGUUUAAUGAAAUUAAUAGCAUUAAAUUUAAAAUAUUUUACUAUUCCAUGGAAUGUAUUUGAUUUUAUUAUUGUAACUGCAUCAAUUCUUGAACAAACAUUAGGAGAAAUCAUGACCCAAUUUGUUGUUAAUCCAACAUUAUUACGUGUUUUUCGUGUUGCACGUGUUGGAAGAAUUUUACGUCUUGUAAAAGGAGCAAAAGGUAUUCGAACAUUAUUAUUUUCUUUAACAGUUUCAAUGCCAGCUUUAUUUAAUAUUGGUCUUCUUCUAUUUCUAAUAAUGUUUAUUUAUUCAAUUUUUGGAAUGUCAUUUUUUGGUUAUGUAAGAAAAUCAGCUGGUAUAACAGAUUUAUUUAAUUUCGAAACAUUUCCUAAUUCAAUGAUUGUACUUUUUCAAAUGUGUACUACUGCUGGUUGGUCUGGAGUAUUUCAAGCAUUAACAAAUGAUCAACAACCAGAUUGUGAUCCAACUAUUAAAUCACCAUCAAAUAAUGGAGAUUGUGGUAAUUUUGCUAUUGCAACACCAUUUCUUGUUACUUUUGUAAUAAUUACUUCUCUUGUUGUCAUCAAUAUGUAUAUUGCAGUUAUAUUAGAAAAUUUUUCUCAAGCACAAGAAGAUGUUGAACAAGGUUUAACUGAUGAUGAUUAUGAUAUGUAUUAUGAAAAAUGGCAAGUUUUCGAUCCAUCUGGUUCGCAAUUUAUUCGAUAUGAUCAAUUAUCAGAUUUUGUUGAUGGUUUAGAAGCGCCAUUACGUGUUUCAAAACCAAAUAAAUUAUUAUUUGUUGUUAUGAAUUUACCAAUAUGUGAAAAUGAUCGUAUGCAUUGUGUUGAUAUACUUGAUGCUCUUACAAAGAAUUUUCUUGGUAAACCUGAUCUAUUAGGAGAAAAUAGUUUAGGUGCUGAGCCACCAAUUGAUAUAAAAAAAGAUCGUCCAAAAGAUUAUCAUCCUGUAACAACAACAUUACAACGUCAACGUGAAAUUUAUUUAAGUCGAUUAGGUUUAAAUGGUUUUAGAACUAACCUUCAACGAUCUCGAAAUCAACAACGAAUACUUGAAAAAUCUACAAUUUCACAAACUGAUUAA
Adineta steineri is the source of this 4914-nucleotide messenger RNA. NCBI's taxonomy places the organism in Eukaryota, Metazoa, Rotifera, Eurotatoria, Adinetida, Adinetidae. The record is from the annotation of a GenBank genome assembly.